AUGAUGAACUACCCGGGUCAUGCGUUCCACCCUCAACAGCCGCAGCAGCCUCAACCGCAACAGCAUCAAGCUCAACCUCAACAUCCGUUAGGUCCGCAGCCUCCACGCCAUGGUCAGUCACCAUUGUUAGGCAACGGUCCGGCUCUUCCGCAGCAUGGCAGUCCUUUCACAGGCAACAAGCCCGUUUUCCGAGGGCAACCUCAGCAGAAUUUCGCUGCGUCACAGUCGCCGGAUUUACGCAAGAUGACCCCGACAUCGGGCUCACUUGGUGGAUACCCCACCAGCAGCGGGUUUGCCCAAUUUCCAGGCCAGUAUGCGCCGCAAAGCUCCCCGGAUUUGAUGUCUCGUAAUCCGGAUCCCAUGGCUUUACAGAAUCUCCAGCGUAGCUUCAACCCAAUGGCGCAUAUUCGUCCGCAAACUGGAAUGAGUCCUUCUGGAAUGGCCCAUGGUCAUCCGAUGAAUGUUCCCUCUCCACAGCAGACAAUGAAUAGGCUUCCUCAUGCUGGUAUGCACCAACAGAGAGAGAAUCAUCCUUCCGCCAGUCCGUCCAUGGCUAGUCCAUCAAUGUUUGCUAUCCAACAACAACAAAGACAGACCCAGACUCAAUCCCAGCCGCAGUCACCUCAACAGACAAACCAACAAUUGCACCAACUUCAGCAGCAGCAGUUUCAACAGCAGCAACGGAUCCAGGAGCAAAGGUUGGAACAGCAAAAGCAGAUGCAGCAGCACCGUUUAGAACAACGGCGGAUGGAGCAGCAGCAGAUGAUGGAGCAGCAACGACAAAUGAAACACCAGGAAUAUGGACGGGAUCACCGCAUGCAGCAGAGCGUUGCACAAUACCAGCAGGAACAGCAACAUCAGCAGAUGCUGGAAAAGCAGCGCAUAGAGCAGCGGACGCAAAAGGAGCGCGAGGAGCUUUUACAAAAGCAAAAGGUCGAGGAAGAAGCUCGACGUCGAGAGCAGGAGGAGGCACGAAUGAAAAAGGAGAUUUUGGAAAGGGAGCAGCGGGAACAGCAGAGGCAACUUGAGCAACAGCGGAGACGUCAAGAGGCAGAGGAUAUAGUUCGAUAUCAAAAGGAGCAACAAGAGGAGCAAGAACGACAACAGCGCCAGCAGCAACAGCAACAACAACAACAACAACAACAGUUGGAGCAACAGAGAUUACAGAAGUUGCAGCAACAGACCCAGGCUCAUGUCCAAAACCCAUAUCAACAACAAUCUCCGUUCGCUCAACACUCUCAACCUCCGUUCCACCCCUCUCAGUAUCAGCCGCAGCACUUCGCCCAGCACCAGGCCCAGUUCGCUCAACCGACGCAACCCCAGUUCCAACCAACUUCGCACCAAGCUCAGUUCCACCAGUACCAGCCAGCCUCGCAUCCAGCUGGUGUUCCGGCAUCUCAGACAACCAUGCCGACUGUUUCUGCAGCAGAGGAGAGUCCGUUCAUGAACCAUGAGCUAAGCCCUGCGCCCAAGAAGAAGAACAACAAACCUAAGAAGUCUGCCCCUGUUCAACCCGAACCCGUUCAGGUGCCACCGCCUCCUCAACCGCAACCUAAUAUCCCUGCUGCUAUUCCCACUGCCCCUCCUACUCUCCCUAACGGACAAGGACAGAUUCCCCCUGUGCCAUCAGCAGGUGGUGAGCUUGCUGCUCCGCCUGCGAAGCGUCGCCGUGGUCGACCACGCAAAGAAGAGGUAGCUGCGAGGGCUGCCGCAGCGGCUGCUGCUGCCGCUCAAAAUGGCGAGCCUAUUCCCGGAAUGAACCAGCCAGGACAGGCCUCUUUCACCUCAAACAUGACCCCCACCGCCCCAGGUGCUCCAGCGCCAGGCAAACCCGCGACUAUUAUCGGACCGGAUGGGACUCCUUUGAAGCGGAAACGCGGACGUCCACGCAAGGCCGAUCAGAUUGCGUGGGCUGCUGCAACCGGUCAACCCUUGCCACCGCCUAAACCGAGAAAGCCAUCCUCGGCGAAGCCAAAGCCACCAGGCACAGGCCGGCCGCGUGGAAGACCUCGAAAAGCCGAUGUGGCUGCGGCGGCCGCGGCGGCUGCUGCUGCCGCUGCCGCUGCCAAUGGGGAUCAGACACAAACAGCUGGCCAAGGUCAAUUUGAUGAAAGCGCUAAUGCAACAAUAAUUCAAAAACAUGCGGCCCCUGCAGUUGAUGAGGAACCACGCAAACGUCCAACACCAAGUCCAUCCCAGAUGCAUCAAGGUCAGACUUUGCCGCAACAGCAAGCCCACAUGUUCCAACAGAGUCAGCCUGUGCAGCAGCAGCCAGGCCAGCAUAUUGGUCAGCCUCAAGUCCAACACAUGCAUCAACAGGCUCAGCAUCUUUCUCCUCAGCCUCCGCAUAUGCCCAAUGGCUUGUCCCAGCAACCGGGGCCGCCACUGUCAAUGCCCCAACACAUUCAAAUGCAUCAUCAAUCUCCUAUUCACCCACCUCGACCCCUUCCGCACCAACAAUCCUACAUGCAAUCUCCCAUGCAACAACAAAUGCAACACCCCGUGCAAGCCCAGUCCCCCGUCCACGGAAUGCAAGGACAGCAGCAGCGCAGAGCACCCAUCCCACAACGCAGCCAGGCACCCCCUCCGCCUGCCCCUCAACAUGAGCACCAGCAUACCUUCCAAAUCCAAAUGCAACCACAGCCAACCUAA
Molecule: messenger RNA, 2652 nt
Organism: Penicillium antarcticum
Lineage: Eukaryota; Fungi; Ascomycota; Eurotiomycetes; Eurotiales; Aspergillaceae
Exons: 1
Coding region: 1-2652 (883 amino acids)
Molecular function (GO): DNA binding
Source: RefSeq, a predicted model, not a curated record